AGUCUCCGCUCAGUUGCCGGAGAAUACCAGAUAAGUGAAGAUCGUAGCCUAGAUCGAGUGUAAUUUGCGGAGAGACUUGCCGAGAAAAGUGAAACUUUUAGUGAAAAAUGAAUACAUUUAUGUUUGCUGCCUUUAUUAUGUCCAUGACAUUGCUGGAAGUCAGCCAGGCCCAGAGACCCGGUUUUGCCGGAUUGCGCCCUCCCGGAGGACUCAGCCAGAAGGAUAAAUACCAUGCUACGGCCAACACAGCCGUCGAAAACUUUACGGGUGUGGACAUAGGCACCCGGUUUGGUGAGGGCUCCAGCUCCCAGCAACCAGCCAUCGUCAAUCUGGAUUUUGGAGCCUCCCAGCGGCCACCAAUGGGAGUGCCCAUCGUUCUUCCCUCGGACGGCUUUGUUCCGGACUCUGCCCUCCAGGCAGCUACUAUGCCUGCAGGAGUAACCAACCGCUUUGGAACUCCAGAUGCCUCUGCCACAGUGCCCACAUGGAUUAAUCUUCCAGUGGAUGCCCAUGGAGAUCGCGAGUGGGUUAAUCAUCUUAGUCAGCUGCCAGUGGAAAGCCAACCAUUCUGGUUCGUCAACUACCAGGCUAUCGAGGCGCACCGGAAUAGCACCAGGCCCAAUGUGGGAGCCACGGAGACUCGGGGAUCUUCUUUCCGCGGCUAAAAACUUCAAUUAUAAUUCUUGGAACUCUACGCUGAAUUUUUGUAGAAUUUUAUUGUACAAAAGCUUAUUUAUUUAAAUCUCAAAAAAAUACAAAAACUUAAAUUAAAAA
Drosophila bipectinata is the source of this 774-nucleotide messenger RNA. RefSeq lists its product as uncharacterized. NCBI's taxonomy places the organism in Eukaryota, Metazoa, Arthropoda, Insecta, Diptera, Drosophilidae. The record is from RefSeq and is a predicted model, not a curated record.